AUGAUCAGUUCGGAGGCCUCACUAGGUGCCUCCGCUCCACCAUACUUUAGUCAGCCUCAAUCUGAACCGGAAUACAUGAAUCCUGCCGCUUUUGCUCCAACAACGUACUCAUAUCAACCAAGUGUUAUGUGUUCGAUGCAAACGCAAGCACAUUGUUUUGGAAGCUUCCCAUUUGGUCUGCCAUCACAAAUGCCACCUUAUCAACAGCCCCCGGUACCACCACCACCGAUGCCGCUCCCAUUCGACGAUCGUCGGCUAGUUGCUCCUGCAUCAAUCGGUCAAAAC
This is a messenger RNA of Haemonchus placei, 285 nucleotides long. The record is from the annotation of a GenBank genome assembly. Lineage: Eukaryota; Metazoa; Nematoda; Chromadorea; Rhabditida; Trichostrongylidae.